Messenger RNA from Somion occarium, 1795 nucleotides. The record is from the annotation of a GenBank genome assembly. NCBI's taxonomy places the organism in Eukaryota, Fungi, Basidiomycota, Agaricomycetes, Polyporales, Cerrenaceae.
CUGUUCUCGCACAUUUGGGUUCUUGUAUAUGCGAACGACACAUUAAUGCGGGACGGGUCACCGCUUGAAAUUUGAACUUACUAACGCUUGGAACGUCAGGCCCGGGCAUGCGUGAUAUUGCGCCAAUGCGGCCUAUUGCGAACGCACGUUUUGCACACACAUGGACGAGUCAUGGUUCGACCCAAGCGACGUUUAGCGUAUCUUGGGUUGCUAUAAAGUCCUUGUGCGCAUUCAUAGUGAACAUUAAAUAGCCCUCUGUUGGCUAUUCUCCCUGUCCACCUCAGGCUUACAGUUGCUCGACGACCAUCGUAAGUUCUGUGAGAGAUCAUCUACACGUUUCUAAGCUGUCAUGGGCGAAGUACCUCCCGUGUACUCGCGCAUUUCCCUCCCUGCGGGGUAUUGCCAAGCUGCGCCAACCUAUACUGAGAUCGCUCAGUGUUCUGAGCGCGUCCUUCAUUCUGCCCCCGCUUCUCCAGUCACUUCUCGUGUCUCCCGUCAGUGUCCUUAUGUCUAUAAGACUGACCAUCUCGAAAUCAACUUGGGCAGGUCUCCUUGGGGGAUGCACCAUGCUGCCUAUGGGCGUGGUGGUAUCGUCGAAGGGACUGUCAAAUUCAUCAGGAACUGCUCGCAUGUUGUGCGAGUCACUGUGAAGCUACAAGGGCAUGUCACCACUAGAGCAUCAGAGCAUCCUUUGGUUGCCGUACCCCAGGUCACCAAACUCUGCCUCCUCUCCAAAGUCAUUACGGUUUACUUCGCCCCUGGAAAAGCCGAAACAAUACCCGCGUGCAAGACCUUCCCGUUCUCCAUCCCAUUUCCCGAGACAGUCCUAGGCCAAGAUUCCGUUCCACUUCCCCCAACAUUUACUACCUUUCAUCCUUCGGCCAUCUCAGACGUCGAAUACGCGCUUCAAGUGGACGUCGUGCGCAAGGGCCUACAUCGGCAUGAAAUGUGCGCGGUCCCGGUGCUCUAUUUCCCCAAGUCCAGGCCUGCGCUACCUUCGGUACCGGCAAGUUUGUUCGAUGACCCGUAUCUGCAAUUGCAUGAACGCGUCAAACGCAUUGCAAUCGAACCUGCUUGGCCAAGGUGCACGGAUCCGACUUCAAUACCCAUUGAGGAGGUGCCAUUGGUCGAUCUUUUGAUACCUGCACCUGCCUGCUUCGCCUCUGGCAACACCAUUCCCAUUGCAUUAAUGAUCAGAUGUCCAUUCUCUCCUAUUCUUCCACAAGCUCUAGCUCCGAAUAUUGGCUUAUUCUUGGUAAAGCGGAAGAAGCUGUGGCUCCAUGGCGGACGCCAAAUCAGUGUUCGGGAACAACUGAUAUAUAAGGCUGAAACCUUUCGUAUGACUGAGAUAGAAGAGGGCGUGAGGCAUUUGACCUUCGAGCUCCGAGCUGGAGAGGCUGGCUGUGAGCAUUCGUUUAAGGUUAACGACGCCAUGCAGGUUGAGCACUUCAUCCGAGUCAUCAUUCGCCCGCCGGCAUAUCUGAAACACAUCCCUGUCUUUCAACACGAUGAGCCGGUUGAGCUUACCACAGAUCAGUAUGGAACACUUGAACACGAAUUGCUUGCCAUGGAUGGCAUCCCGACGCCUGCCUUGGGUUUGGCCACGCCAGCUCUGAGAUGUUCAGCUUCCCGCUAGAGUUAUUGAAGGGCACUUGGAUUGAGCGAUCAGAAUUCCGUAGGCAUACUUAUAUGCAGGGAGUCGGAUGUCGGAUAACCCGUAUGAGUUGCAUAAUUUCGCUUUCAGUAUUGCUAUAGUAUAUUGCAUUCUUUGUUGUCGCCAUUCUGUUCGAGCAAC